Messenger RNA from Paramuricea clavata, 10290 nucleotides. NCBI's taxonomy places the organism in Eukaryota, Metazoa, Cnidaria, Anthozoa, Malacalcyonacea, Plexauridae. The record is from the annotation of a GenBank genome assembly.
CCUGCUCAUGAUUGUUUAGGCAAAAGAGUUGUAUCAGAAAGUCAAUCAGCAAACAGAGUCUCUGCGUGGUUUAUGGGUAGCGAAAUUGAAUCUUCGUGGUCGUUCAGCAAUUGCUUCACCCGAAGAUUUGCAACUUUACGAAAAUAAGAGGAAAGAGGUGUGUACUUUGUUUCUGUCUCACGAUACAGCUAUUUUUGUCCCUGUUGACCUGAAUUAAGUUUAUAUGGUACACGUAUUGAUAUGUAAAUUGUAAAGCAGAUUUACACUAUCGCAAUUUGUUUGAUAAAAAAUUUAGACUUAGACAGUACAGAAACUUCAUUAUCUUUAGACUGUAUAUCAAAAAUGGGUUUUGUAGAUGGAAAAUUUGAGCGGAAGAUUAUAUACAAUUUUAGACCUAACCAGGUUUAGACCUAGACUUGCGGCCCUGCGAUUCUGGUGCAGCGCUCUAGUUCAUGUUGCAUUUUUCGCAAUUGCUCCUGGUUCGAUCUAUAAAUAAAUGUAUAAAAUUCACACUCAAAAUUUCCAUCUACAAAAUCCAUCUACAAUUGACCACUUGCGUAAUAGACUUAAUUUUGAUCUAGACAAAAAUUUCAUCACAGCUUGAAAGAGCAUCACAAAGUUAGUAAUAUUCCAAAGUUUCGUUGCGAAAUGUUGUAAAAUGCGGAUAAUAUAGCCUUGCGAAGUUGACAACCCAAUAUUGGGGCUGUCAAUUUCCCGUUUGUAAUCUAAAAUGACUGAAAAUUGCAAACUUCGCAAGGCUAUAUUAUCCGCAUUUUACAACAUUUCGCAACGAAACUUCGGAAUAUUACUAAUUUUGUGAUGCUCUUUCAAGCUGUGAUGAAAUUUUUGUCUAGACUUGUUUAGAUCAAAAUUUAAUCUAUUACGCAAAUGGUCAAUUAGUUCUACCUGUAUCGAGUGCAGAUGUUCAAAAUCCUGAUAAAUAUCGAAAACUAUAAAUGAUGUUGGACUGUCGUAUUCAAUAAAACGACAAUAUUUUUGGUGGACUAAUAUAUACACUUGAAACAUGGUUUAUUUUAUUUUGCAGCUUGACGAUGAAGUGGAACGCAGGAAAGAUCUUGGAUUCACUUUCCAACAACUGCUACGAAAGGAGUUGGAUAUUCUGGAUGAAGACGAGAAGGGACGUGAAGAACAUCAAAUCUCGUUUAGUGCUGCCGUUUCUGAAACCAUGCGUGUUUUGAAUGGACUCACUGAAAGUACGACGUCAUUAACACACCUUGACAGGCAAAGGUACAGUGUUGCUUUAUGUGACAGGAUUAGUACGACAAAAGUCUAAAAAAGAGAGCUUUUUCACAUUUUACUAGCACAAAGCUUGCUUUACGAAAUAUGGUGAACUAAUAAUUUCGCCAGAGAACAUUAGACAUCUCCACCCUUUUUCUAGCUCGUGGAGACGACGCCCACAUACAAUCUAAGGGUAAGGUAGAGUCGGGUUACUGUGACGACUUGCGCCGGAAGCCUUACAAGCAAUCUCUGAGGUUUGCGAAAUAACGGUCGAAUUCAGGGCCUGUAAAAUUGCACCGUUCCACUUGUUUACACUGGACCAUUACCGAUUUGGUCGCGGUUAUGGUGUAGUUUACGAAUUUUCUAUCUUCCGAGUAAACAUUCAAAUUUCAUAAAAUUGCAAGCGCCAUGGUGGGCUUUUGUUUACAAUUAUAUAAUGACCUAUUGCUUAUAUUUUACAGAGUGAACGCAAAAGUUGACGCUUUAUUACAAGACAUGACAGUUGAGGUAACCAGUGAAUGUCAACGACGUGGAACGUGGGCCUUGCUAGGUCAAAUGACUGGUGCUCAACUAUGUACUGCUGAAGGCGAAGCUCUUCGUUAUAAUGAUAUAUUUGACGCCGAUGGAAACCUUUUAUCAGAUGAUCUCGUUGAGCUGGAUCCUCACACUGGACUGUUUGUACCUAGAGAUGGGGCUUGCAAUAUGAUGCUGGCAGAUAACUUCACAGUGGUACCUAUUCCAGCUGAUUUCUUUGUUCAUCCUAAAACAGCCAAAGUCAUGCCGAUUGAAGGUAGGUUUCUAGCUUGUUCUUUCGAGUAAAGAUUUACUACUUACUUAAGCGAAAUUGAAUUCAUUACUCAACUACUACCGACUAUGUAUAGGACGUGCAAUUUAAGGCUUGCAUGCAUGUGAGCUUUCCAAGGGCAAUUAAAUGCCAUUUCGGGAACGUUUCACAUUCUUUACCUUUUGCCUUCUUUACCAACUGAUGUUGAGAUAUAGAAUGAGUCAGCUUGGCCGCUGUCUUUGCAUGCUCUUUACCAGUCCGUGAUAAAUUGUAUGUUUUGUAUGAGUUCUGUACAAUGGCACGGGAUGAAUUAUAGUCGACAUUAUUCAUUUACUCACGUGUGUGAUAUAACCCCGUGAUACACGAAAACGAGGCUCUAUAGCCAAAGUGACGUACUUUUCGGAAGGGUGUAUUCAGCUCACAUUUAAUCUACAUAUUAAGAACAUUCACUAUCCGUGAAUACUUUAACCAAUCAUAAAAUCAUCACCAUUUGAUAAUAUUAAUGUAUGGUUAACAUUCAACAAAACCGCUAAUUCAGUCGAGUAAGUCACCAUCUCAAACUCAUUAAUAAUUCAUGAUAAAUUAGCCAACCAUAUUGCUCUAUUUUGCUCACAUGACAAUACUGAAUACCUGAUGAAGUACAUUGAUCCAGUCCUAGGACUGGAUCAAAAUUAAUUCAGUCCUUGGACUGGAUCAAAAUUCAUUAAAUAGUGAUUUAUUCGCAUGAGAUGUCAUUUCAAAUCCUCCAAUUCGGACUGAACUAGAUUUCAAGUCCUCGCAUUUUGAUCCAGUCCUCGGCUUCGCCUCGGACUUGAUCAAAUUGCGCGGACUAGAAAUCUAGUCCAGUCCUCAUAGUCGGAUUUGAAAUAUUACAUAAAUCAGUCUAAACAAAAACUUUUUUUUCGUAGGUAAUGUUGUUUAUGACUCCGUUACUACCCACCUCGUGGUGACCGCAGAUAAUGUCAAUGACGAUACAGGAAAUCUUAGUGAAACUCCUAUUCCGUACAUUCCUUACCCUGUUAAUCCCGAUACGGGUAAACCUGUGAAGAACAAUUUUAUUCAGCCCACUAAACCAAGUGAGAUAAAAUAUGGUGACCCUACCAACGACCCAAAGACUGGCCUCAUUGCACCAAUAUUGGGAGUCACCAUUCAUCCGGAAACUGGUGCUAUCUAUCCGGUAGGCGGCUGCCAGGAGAGUCCAGUUACAGGGCUACCUGUACCUAUUGAACUUGGUUCUAUGAUGUUUGACCCGAAGACCGACCAACCAGUACCAGUGGUAUCAAUAACAAUAGACCCUCGCAGUGGUUUUGUCAUCCCCAUUGGAGGAAAUAUGACAGAAUCAGGGAAAGGUGAAGAAGUGCCGGUUAUUAUGGGGGAGGCAUAUCUAGAGCCUUUAUCAGGUAAAAUAAUAAUGAUAUUGGUAUUGAAAAAGCGAAAUCAAUUUUUGGAUUAUAAUGCUCGAUAAAUUGAAGACCAUUUUGAGGAUAGAACCUAAUGUCAUAAAAUACCCGUGCAGCGGCACUGCAGCGUACAGUUUAACGUGCAGUUUAAUUAACGUACUAUCGUUAAAUAAUACUGUAUCUUUAAUCCGUUUUUCUUCGUUCUUAGGAAAUAUUCUCAAAGUGACAGGAGCUAGACUUAUAGAUGAAGAUGAUGAGAAAGAGCUAGAAUCUAUGGGUGGUGGCUAUCCUAAUGCACUUGACGUAUGUGAGCUAUACCAUGAAUCACGUGUGAUAGAUGCACUUCGUGAAUGGAAAGAAGCAGCAGCUGGACACGAGGCAUUAUCAGGACGCCAUGAAAAGAGCAUAUUGGAGACAAGGUAGGAGAAGUAAAGACAGUCAGAAUAAGAAAGAGAGACUAUAUUGUGUUACAGUACACUUAAAGGAUUAGUGUCACACCAUGGUAUCGCGGGCUUUUGUUAUUGUUUUUAUCUUACUCAAAAUGAAAAAAUACAAUGCAUUGCAGUGACGUGCAAAACAGUACUGCAAAUAUUACAGUACAUUCUACAAUUGUGUUGUGUUGUGUUGUGUUGUGUUGUGUUGUGUUGUGUUGUAGUAUGUUGUGUUGUGUUGUGUUGUGUUGUGUUGUGUUGUGAAGUACGGUACAAUUACAUCACCAUUUUAUUACUGUAUUCUAUACGUGUUUGGCAUUCGGCUUUUCGGCAAUUGAUUACAUAAUAUGUACAGUAUGUAUGAUGCUGCAUAUCGUAUUUCGUGUAGAUUGUUUAGUAUUUUAACAGUUUUACUAUUCCAUACCCUUUUUUGGGAGAAUCCUGUAAGGCAACCCCCGAAAUGUGUUGAGUCGAUAUGUAAUUGAACUGAUAAUCACAAAUUCAACAGGCUUUAUUGUUCGGACGAUUUUUCUAAGUUACCUAAGUCUGGUUUUAAUACGAAAUGUAUAUUUUUAGGCUGAAGGAGUUGUCACGAUCCAAAGUAAAAGUGAAGACACACUUGUUGCGACAUUUACACGCAGUUUUGAAGCGUGAAGAACAGACUACCGUACUUAUGGAAUCUGGUGGAUGCCCAGGAACAUACGAAUAUUAUGCAACGGGACAAUUAUUGCCUAUUUUAGUCGGAACUACCAUGCGAGAUAUGUCUGGAUCAGGACUUGAAGUUCCCAUACUUGGUAUUGACAAGGAUCCGGAAAACAAAGAGGUUAUGCCGUUGGGAGGAUCACUUGAAGAUCCACAUGGUAAUGGACUGGUUCCCAUUAUGCUCGGCGAAAAAGCGGUUGAUCCUGUGACGGAAGAAAUGUCUACUAUAUGCGGUGUGAAGUUAAACAAGGACCUGAAGAUAACAGAACCGGUAACACUGUCUUCUUCCUUGAAAAAGAAGCGCAAGGCACAUCCUACUUUGGUAAGUAGACUAGCCAACUAGGAAAAACAUCAACUUAAAUUCCCGCAUUGCUGAGAACAACGAAAUUUUCAUUUAUUCGAUUGGGUGCGAACCUGUUACAUUCUGCAUUCUGGUAAACAACCCCGUCUUCUCAUUGAUAAAUGGCAGUUUUCAAACUUGGAACAGUGUUUUAGUUCUAUUUCAGAUUUAAAUUCACUUCUCAUUUCACUUCAUACUCUUUUUAACACUGCUAGCUGAUAACAACAAAGAGUCUGUUGUUUCAAGCCAUACUUUCAGGAUUCAGGUUCGCCAUUCCAUCCUCUGAGUAGUGCCCCCGUUGCGCGGGGCCCGGGGCAAAACGUUUCAAGGGGGCCCCUACCUCGACGUUCAUUAAAUUGUCCGACGUAUAAAAAUGUUUUUCGUUAUCUUAAAAUGUUCCCGCAAUUCAUUUAGUAAGGGCCUUCGGUGCUAUGGGGCCCCCUUUUCAACUGGAGCCACGGGGCAAAGUGCCCUGCUGCCCCCCACACCCCUCUCGGCUGGGGCGGCUGGCUCUGUGUUACCCUCACCCUACCUCUGAGCUAUUGACUCAAUGGUAUGGAAGAAAAUCGACGUGCCUAACAGAUCGAGCCGUUUGUUAUUGGCUUCGUUAGCGAUAAAUUUAAAGAAAUAUUAACUGCGAAAACAGCUUUAUGUGUAUUGUUUUUCAUUCACGUAAAGUUGUACAUUUAGUAAUGUGGUAUUUAGGUCCUCAAGCAGCCCCAGAACAAAGUUUAAUAUUAUACAAAUUGUGUUUCUUUAUCACAGCUUUCCAUAUUGGAAGAAGAAUAUGUUGCACGAAGAAGUUUCUGGCGUCGUCAGCGUCAUCGCGAAAGAGAGUUGUCAGAACAGCAUACUACUUUGAGAAAACAGAUACUUGAUAACUACGACAUUACCUUCAACCACGUCUCUGAGCAAAUGGAGUUGAUUAAUGAAGGUAUUAGAUUGAUUGUUAUGAUUUAAACAUGUUUGUAGUUGACUUAAAGCCAACAUAUCAUUUCUUGCCUCAUUGUAUAAACAUAUAAGUCAUGCAGUUUUGCUAAAGUGAAAUUUUAUUCGUUAGUUUCUUCAGCUAUAAAUCUGUAGCUGUUCAAUAUUUCGUUCAGUCAAUAUUUCCGUAUGAGCUUUCUGCCUCCUUUUUUCUAACGCCGUAUAAUUUUUAGGACCUUUAUAACGCAUAGAUGUCUCAUACUAUCUUUAAACUGCUUUUGUUCUUGUGAAAUUCGAAAUUUCUGUUUGAUCACAUGAAUUAUAAACAGGCUUGUAAAUUAGUACAUCCAAGUGUCGUGAUCACACCUCCUCCCAUUAAUAGUUUCUCAUCUUUUCCGUUGAAUUAAUAAUUCAUACGAAUAUAAAUCUGAAAUUUUUUAUUAAUUUCACAGGAGUAUCCUCUCUAUCUGACGCAGAACAUCGCGAAGCACAGCGUCGUGGUGACGCCAACAUCGAACAAACUGCUUCCUUACCACCAUUCAUUGUACAUUGGAUCACUAGAUUAGAUCAUCCGGAAAAAGAAAGGGAGGAAAGUCAUCAAGGUGCACUGAUCAGAUUUGUGGAUGUAAUUGAAAGAUUCUUUGCCAAGUUACAAGCUGAGGAGACCAAGUAUAGGGCAAGGAUGGAUGAACUUGAGGUAAGAUUGUUACAAAGUAGAUACUGUAAAAAAAAAUAUGAAUCGUGAUGAUAAUGAUCAUCGUCGUCGCUCUAUUUUUUAAUUCAGUAAGUAUAUUCAAAUAACAUUUCUUAUUGAGUGGUAGACGUUGUCAAGAAAAGUAACGCCAUAAUGAAAUACCAAAUGAUGUAUUGUGGCUACUAACGUUAUUAUUAUAAUUAUUAUACGUUUAGAAGUUUAAAACGCGAACUGCGGACUGCAAUGCUCAAUAAAAUUCACCACUGAUUUUUUAGAAACUGAGCGUUUUACUAAUUUGUUAGUAACUAUAAAUCUUUCAUGCAUUAUCUGCGCAGUGUCUUUUUUACAGAUUGGCAAACAAAAGGACAAAUAUAGAGAAAAUGUCAGAGUAAAUCAUUCUAGUUUUUAAUAAGUUGCCAAAAAUUUGGGGAAAUUAAAAUAAUACUUCUAUAUAAGCUUUGAUUUAUGUCUAUGAAUAGGGUGCUUUAAAUCCAGACGCGGAAGCCAGUGUUACGGAGAGACAUUAUCAACUGAAGGAUAGACUGAGAAGUGAGCUCGAAGAUCAACUGCAAACUAGAACUGAACAACUCGACCAAGAACAUGCUGCAUUGGAGUACGUAAGAGAGAAAGCUGAGUUGCUGUUAAAUGAAGCAAAGGUUGGUGCAUUUUUCGCUUGUAUACAGAUUACAUUAUAAAUCGUAAAAUAAUUUAACUGACAUACAUGACAUGACAUGACUGAUUGGUAGUCGAAAUGUAAAUAUAUUUGUUUUACAGUUGAUCCUUGGUGGUGAAGGCGCUUACACUGGCGAUUUUAGUCUUCUUUUGAACGGUAUAUACGGAGACGACAUUCAGUUGUCAGAGGCAAACUCUGAACUUAUCCCUCUACUGAAGCGAGUGAUCGCCUUGCUGCAGGAGAAUGGCAUUUCAUUAUCUGCCACACGUUUACCGCCUGGCUAUCCUACUGGUGUUUCUGUAGUCGCUGAGGAACGACCAGGUAGAGGGAUGGUAGCUUUGCAAAAGGACGAAUCAAGUCUUCCUGCAUCUGUCAUCGUUCACGAAGGUAAGAUAUAAGUAUAUUCCAUAAGAUAACUAUAGCUCUGGUCAAAACACCCUUUGAUUCAAAUGCAUUAACGCAAGCCCCCCGAUAGAUUAAUUAGUACUUUUCAUUAGUGUCCUGUAACAUUUUAGACAGUUUAGGUAAUAGUUUCCUAUGAUUCCGAACUGAAAACUUAAAACGACCAAAAGUGCAUUUCACGAGCACGGCUGUGGAUGUCAAGGUUAAUUGGGGUGGAAAUUUGCCCUGGAUCACAGAAAUGCAAGGGACUUACAAAUUUAAAAGGGUCGAAAUAUUCUAAUUAUUCCAGGCUUUAGCCCGUGGAAAAUUUGUCCUCGUAACAAAAUGUCUUGGUUCCCAUGGACCAUAAAUCCAGAACUGAGACAAAAGGUAAUCUUUCAGGGGACGUUACAUAUGAUACAGUAGGUCAAUUUAAAAUCCCCUGGUACUUAUUGGAGCAAGGAAUGCGGUUAACUGUUCCAUCUCAUGUAUUAUAUGUAUCUCGCGUGUGAUAUUUGCAAAAUUUUACAGCACCUGUUGGAAAGGAAUCAGUCCAUACGAGCGUGCCUUCGCAAGCAAGAAUUGAACUAGGAAGAAUUCCUUCGUCUACAUCAUCACAAGAACCUACCAAGCCAUCCAUGUCUGCAGAUCAGAUAUUUAACAACCUUCAAGUCAAUCAACUUGGCGAAACGUUCAGCGGAGGAGAUGUGAGUGUAUCAGAGAUCGCUGCCACUGGUGAAUGGAACGAGGAAAAGCGAAGGGAAAUUGGUAAAAAUCUACGAGAGAAGCACACUUUGGAGUGUGUGGAACACGAGAAUGAACUAAGAGCAGAAGAGAUUAAGGUGAAUAUAUCGUUAAUAUACAACGAACAAGCAGGUUUACAAUUUCGGCCGUUUUUAAACCCGGAAAAAUUGUUUGGAGGAUGUGUAUGAAUUUUGUGUUGAACAGAACUAGUACCAAUACUUUAUAAUUUAGCUGUUAAACGUUGACAACGUACUAACUUGAACCUGCUCAUUUAAUUUCUCCUAUAGUAAGUUGUCUAAAAAUGCAUGGCAUACUGUCAAAGCUUUCGUUGAUAGGGAUGCAACUACCUGAAAAAUACAAGGAGAAAUUCGACGUUUCGAGCGAAGGCCCUUGGUCGGGAAGUUAGAAUUUCUCCUUUUGUAUCCUUACCAACGAAAGCUUUGUUAUCAUUGGCACUGCCUACACACUGCUAUACAGACCAUUCAGGCGGUAUACUGUCAGAGUGUUUUGUCUAUCAUUUCCCUACUGCUUUCUUUUAAUUUUCCUAGCCGUUUAACGUAUACAUUUUGGUUGCAUUGCGUUGAUAUAGACAAACGAAAUUUCUUGCUCAUGAAACACGUGAACAAAAACCUAUUUAUAUAUAUAAAAUUUACAAUGCAGUUUUAGUUAUUCGUAUAGAUAGCCUAUUUUUUGUGCAAAUUAGUCAUUUCUCUGUCAAUUCAAUGAAUUCCUCUUUGUUCACGUUAGUUAUUUAUUUGAUAUCUUUAAAUUAAGGCAAUUCAAGAGGUCCUUGAGGAGUAUCAAGAAAAAAAGAAUGCGAAGGUCGAUCAAUUAAGAAACGAACUUCGUGAGAACUUACGCCAAGCCACCUCAAGUGAACAGAGAGAAGCCAUGUUCGAAGAAUAUUCUCGGAAAAUGGAGGAAGCUAUUCAAACAUUGGAAAGUGAAAAAGAAGAAAAAAUGAAAGAAGUUCGGCAACGCUUGAAACGAGAGCGACUGAGGAAAAAGAGAGAGUUGUAUAAGUAAGUCAACUAAGACUCUCUCAGCUUUUAUAACCAUAUUAAGGCUUGUUUGCAUAGUUACACAGCUUUAUGGCCGAAACGAGUAUGAAGAUGACAAUAUUGUCAUUUCGUUAGUCUUCCUAGUCGUGGUAACAGUGACUUUAAUGCGUAUAAUUAUUUUACUUGAUAUUAACCACACUGUUAAUUUCAGGAAGUUAAUUUAACUGCAUGCAGUGGAGUUAUUUUGCAUCCAAUUUUACUCCACAUUUGGAGUUAAAUUAGGUUCUAAAUAACUUUACUGGGAGUUAAAUUAACUCCCUGAAAUUAAUAGGGCAUCUAUGACCGUUCGUUGAGGUCCAUGCAUCCAUGCAUUCGUGAUGAUCAAAUGUGUAUGGUCCGUAACAGUAAUGUUGACUUUACUGAACAGGUUAACCUGUAGAAAUAUGAUUUAUUAUUGUACGAAUGUACGUUGUAUUUUGUGGUAAAGCUGAAUCAUUCAAAUACCAAACGUAGCGAAUCGUAAGGCACCCACACAAAGAGCUUUUGAUAGAAAAGGUAAAUUACACUGAUAACACUAUAUAGUAUUUGCAUCUUUAAUUAAAAUUUCAAAAUGUUAUUGUUUUAGCCGUCACAAAGAGGAAGCGAGAAGAGCUGGUAUCGAGCACGUGGUUGAUCUUGAUCUUCCUAGUGAUGACCAACUUGAACAGGACCUGAUACAACUUGCAAGAGAGCAAGAAAGACUGCUGACUGAACUACAGCGAGCUUAUGCUGAUGAGGAUGCUGAGCUACGUGACGGUCUUGACACCGAACGUAAGGCCAAGUUUGAUGCGGAUAUGGAAGCACUGGCAAGAGCCAUGAGUACAUUAGUUCCAACUGGAGAUGUACAAGACGCCAUUAAUGAAAUAAAGGAGGUACGGUCAAUUAAGUAAAGUUUAAUGUCAUAUUUACAUUAUAACAUAAAUAUAGCAUAUCGC